GCCCUGCCUGGCCAUGAUGCCAACGACUGGGAACGACACAGGAAGUCCCUUGAUCACCCAGUUCUGGAGCCAUCACCGGCCGCUGGCCGUGGCUUAUGGCGUGGUCUUUGCUGUGGGCCUGGCUGAGAACGUGGUGGCCGGCAGCUUCCUCCUCUUGCGGCUGAAGCGCUCUGGCCCCACGUCGGUGCUCCUGCUGAGUAUGACAACAGCUACCACGGCCUUCACGUGUGCCUUGCCCCUGCAGAUCCACUACCACCUGCAUGGGGGUGACUGGCACUUUGGGGAGUUGGCCUGCCGGUUGAGUGCCACCCUUCACUGGGCCUUCAUGUUCCUGAGCACCACUUCUUUCUUCUGCCUCUGCCUAGACAGCUACAUGGCGCUGACCCACCCCUUCACACGCCUCCAGCUCGGCAAGGUCCAUUGGGCUGUGGGGAGUGCACUACUCUGGGUGCUCGCUGGGGGUGUGGCCAGCCCCCUGGCCCUGGGUAGCCCCCUAAGCUGGACCGGCCCUGACAAUCGCACCUCCUGCUUUGAGGAUUUUGUGGGAGGUGCGGGGCCUCGGUCCUACAGUGCCUACGCUCUGGUGGUGGGAUUCCUGGUGCCCUGCACCAUCAUCCUGGGUGGCUAUCCCCUGCUGGCAUGGCGUGUGGCCUCUGGCCGCAGGAGCUGGCGCUGCCGCAGGACCCUCAGGACCCUCAGCUUCAGCAUGUUUGUAUGUGCCAUCUGCUUCCUGCCCUACUCCCUUACCCAUCUGCUGCAACAACUCACCGGCCCCAGCCCCUUCCUCAGCUACCUGCGUCGGGUGACACUGAUGCUGGUCAGCCUGAGUUCCUGCCUCAGCCCUGUCAUCUGCCUGCCGUGGGCAUCCCGGGCUAGCUGCCAGUGCUGGGCUCGCCUCUGCUCCCGCAGACCCAAGAAGAUCUUUACCAUCUAUGAUGGCAACCUGGUGGAAUCCACCUCCUGCCCCCCGACGGGAUACAGCCAGGGACUGGGGUGUGGUGGCCAGUUUGGAAGUUACGGAGAGACCCAGGCUGGAGAAGCAGGCCUUGAGGCAAGCAAUGACAAGUGUCCCAGAGAGGCCACCCUGGCUCCUGGCCCCAUACACUGAGCCAAGCACAGGGACA
This is a messenger RNA of Trichosurus vulpecula (common brushtail), 1124 nucleotides long. RefSeq names its product G-protein coupled receptor 183-like. Gene Ontology annotation, biological process: positive regulation of Rho protein signal transduction; phospholipase C-activating G protein-coupled receptor signaling pathway. The record is from RefSeq and is a predicted model, not a curated record. The coding region runs from base 14 to 1108 and encodes 364 amino acids. The transcript has a single exon. Lineage: Eukaryota; Metazoa; Chordata; Mammalia; Diprotodontia; Phalangeridae. Gene Ontology annotation, cellular component: membrane. Gene Ontology annotation, molecular function: G protein-coupled receptor activity.